This is a messenger RNA of Mobula hypostoma (lesser devil ray), 7308 nucleotides long. Its product is annotated as chromatin remodeling regulator CECR2. Gene Ontology annotation, biological process: single fertilization; chromatin remodeling. The transcript has 19 exons. The record is from RefSeq and is a predicted model, not a curated record. Bases 294 to 4814 code for a protein of 1506 amino acids. NCBI's taxonomy places the organism in Eukaryota, Metazoa, Chordata, Chondrichthyes, Myliobatiformes, Myliobatidae. Gene Ontology annotation, cellular component: CERF complex. Gene Ontology annotation, molecular function: protein binding.
CAGGGCGAACGGCGGUGGGGUUUGGCGUGGCCUCCCUCCGGUGUGCUGAGGGAUUGGAGUGCUCUCUUGUUGUUGCCUGGCCAUCUGUUCCUUGGUGAGAAUGGGGCUGCGAGAUUGUUACAUUAUUACACACGCACGCUUGCACUGACUGAGCGAGGGCAGGCCAUGGCAGGCAGUGCAACCACUCACACCCGGCACAUUUGUAAUUAGAAGACUGGACGGGGGGGGAGCAAAAAGAAACACAAGGAACAUAAGUUCGAGGAAAACUAUCUCAUGUGGAAAAAAAGGAUUUGAUGCCAUUUAAAAUGUCCGAGGAAUGUCCAUCUUCGACCGUUUCGGUGGAAGAAAUUCGUUCUUGGUGGGAAGUACCCGCCAUCGCACACUUUUGCUCAUUAUUCAGGACCGCAUUUGGGCUCCCAGACUUCGAAAUUGAGGAGCUUGAAGAGGCCCUCCUGAUAAAUGACAUUGACUUUCUUGAUGACUUGAUUACUUGUUUACUUCAAGGCUGCUAUCAACGAAGAGAUAUCACUCCUGACAGCUGUGACAUGUACCUGGAAGAUAUUAUUAAACAUCGAUGGGAACUUGAAGAAGGCAGAGCAAACCCGCUGAAAAACACCAAGUUCAAAGAAUUACCCAUUCGUUUACGUGUGGAACUGUUACACAGACUCUGUGACUAUAGAUUGGAUGCAGAUGAUGUCUUUGAUCUUUUAAAGGGUCUGGAUGCUGAUAAUCUGCGAGUAGAACCCUUAGGAGAAGAUGCCAUUGGAUCAACCUAUUGGUAUUUCUAUGGUACUCGUUUAUACAAGGAGGGACCAUCUUUCUCAUCGGACAGAAACCAGGCAGCAGAAAUGGAAAAUGGAAAACUAAAUAGUUCUGAUUACAAACUUGUACACACAAAGCCUAAAAAAAGAGGCCGGCCAUCAAAAAGGAAGAAAUUAGAAGAUAUUUAUUUAGCAACCAUGAGUGAAUCCAUGACUGUAAACAGAGAAGUGCCUCCAGUAGAAGAAUCGCAACAAGAAACCAAAAGUCACGCCCCAUUGAAACCUCCAGGUAGUAGUGGCAACUGGGAACUGGUUUGUCAGACUGAGGAAGAGUGGAGAAAAUUAACUGAUGAUCUCCAGACGAACACUUCUGUUAAGGAAAGACAGCUACAUGCAACUCUCACUGAAGACUUCCUCCCUGAAAUUUGCAACAUGAUUGCUCACAAGGAGAAACAGCUGCAGAAGAAGCUGUCUGAAAUGGCUCCCAGGAGAAUUUCUGACCGCCUGACCCUGAAACGGUUGCAGCAGGAAGAAGAGGAGAAAAUAUCUGCUAUUGCAAAGGUAGAGGAACAGAAGCGCAAAGAGGAGGAAGCAGAACGUCAGCUACUGUUGGCUGUGCAGAAGAAAGAACAAGAGCAACUCAUGGAAGAAGAAAGGAGGAGGGAGUUUGAAGAGCGAGUCAAAGCUGUGGAAGGUCGUGCCAAAAGGAGGAAGAUGAGGGAGGAGCGAGCCUGGUUGCUUUCUCAGGGAAAAGAGUUGCCUCCUGAACUCAAGAACUUAGAACCAUUGUUACCUAUGAAGAAAGAUAAGAAGGCAAAGGAUUUGUUUGAGCUGGAUGAAGAUUAUAUUGCCAUGUAUAAAGUUCUAGAUGCAGUUAAAGCACACAAAGAUUCUUGGCCCUUCCUUGAACCUGUAGAUGAAUCUUAUGCUCCAAACUACUACGAGAUAAUUGAAACACCAAUGGAUCUCUCCACCAUUGAAAGGAAGCUCAAUGAAAAACAAUAUAAUGUAAAAGAAGAAUUUGUUGCUGAUAUGAAGGUUAUGUUUGAAGAUUGUCUGGAGUAUAAUGGUGAAGGAAAUGAAUACACAAAGAUGGCUGAAGCUUUGGACCGGUGCUUCAACAAAUCGAUGCUGAAACACUUCCCUGCAGAAGAUGCUGACAGCGAUGAAGAGUUUAAUCUACGUUGGGAUGACAAGGAGAAGAAAGACCGUAGGCGAAGCAAAUCCAACCGCUUUGGAAAAGAAGCCACUGAGACCUCGAGUAAAACUACUGAUGAAUCAGUGAAAAGGCAGCAGCAGCAGACCAACGGUGAAGUACACGGUGCUGGAGCAGAAGUAAGCAGGGACCAAAUGCAGUAUGUGCCUCCGUUACAGACACUGGAACUAGUAAAUGGACAGAGUUUCCCAGUUACACCAUCUUACAAAGGAAUGCCAUGUGCUGAAUCACCAAGCCAAAUGUAUCACCUUCAAGGCCAACAAAGACCACCAGUGCCAUGUGUGUUCGGAGCUCGGCCAACUGCAGAACCUCAGUAUCGAUAUUGUUCCCCACGGGAACCAAGGGUGACAGAUCAAGUUCGGCAGCAAUUACAUCAUCAAUUUAUAAUGCAGCAUCAGGUGAAUAUGAACGAACAUCAAGGAGCCCAGAUGAUGGGGCCUAAGAAUAAACAAAACUACGUUGGGCCUGUGCACGGACCAUCACUAGGCCCCAGACCACCGUCAGUGCCACCUGGAACCAUGAGUGCUCCUCCUCAAGAAGGAAGUAUGUACCCAAGCCAACCAUUUCAGCCAGGGUACACAGCACACCGUCUUGAAGGGCCCGUUCCUCGUCCAACUUCUGACUUUGCGCCAAGGCACGUGUACAAUCCUUAUGGCCAUCUGAAUGGACCACGCCAUGGACCUCGUCCAGUCUGGAAUAACAAUAAUGGUGGUUCUGUUGAAAGGCCAUUGGGACCUGCCGGCAAAAAUCAACUGGUUGGUCCGAGCCAAUGUUCACAGUCGCAGCAUCACCCAUUUUCCCAAAUGGUGGAGCCCAAUUUGAUGAGACCAUCAGUGCCACUCAAUCACUGGCCCGAUCAGCCAGGUCGUCUACCUCAUAAUGGGCCUCCAGGCUAUCCCAGACUUCCGAAUUCACCUCAGACACCUAAUACGCAGAGAAUGCCUUCUCCUUACCUGAGAUCUCCACAUCAAGGGCUCCAUGUAGAUUCAAUGCUGUCUAGUCCAGAGAUGAUUGCAAUGCAGCAGCUGUCUGCCUCUGUCUGUCCACCUGAGCAUCCUUCACCCUACCUUUCUAACCCGUGCGCGCCAGGCCUGCCGCAGCAGCCUGCUGGAGCCCAGCAGCACAUUUCCAGCAUUCAGCAUCACAAGCAAGUGUUGGAGAACAGCUCUGAAACGUUUGGAACCCUGCAGGAUGCUGAAAUGCCCAAAAAUGUCACCGAAGCGCAAGAAUUGGUGCCCAUCACAAAAACAUCAGCUACAGCAAAGCAGAAACACCAAUACUCAGAGGUGGGAAUCUCGCCCCUGGUCAUUGAGCAAAGUGCGCCACGGAUAGCCGAAAGCACCAACCAGCCAAUUGCAGCCAAUGUUACUGAGCCAGGCACGAGUGAGAGCCCAAGAAACGGAUUGGGAUCUGUCAAACGGGAGGAGGAAGAAACACAAACUAUUCAAUUAAAAGAUGUUAGCAGCUCCAAUGUCAAAAUGGGGAAAGAGCAGAAGAAACCAAUUUCGGAUUCAAAAAAGGGGACCAUUAAGGGCAGGACAAAGAAUAAUAAGAAAAUCGGCAACAGAGCAGGCAGAGGGAAAAAAAUAAAAAAUCCAAGUGAAACUGAGGACAGGGCCCAGAAUGAUAGUUUAGUUGAUCAAAAUGUCUCCAGCUCCAGACAUCACUCUGACUCUUCAGAUCGAGGGGCUACCACGAAUUUAUUGAAGACUAAUGAUGAUUCUGUGAAAAACACCAACACUUUAACACAAGGCAAGCAGGGAAAAAAUAACGGAACUAAUGCUGGGAUGCUGGGAAUGAUGGCACACGCGCAGUAUGGACACAACCCAGACUAUACAGUAGUAGGUCAGUAUGGUGUGGGUCAUGGUUGUAGACCCUUUGGAAGAGGCAUGGGUGCACCCCAGCCAUUUGCAAACCGGCAAACUUUCCCUAACCCAAACUUUUCACAGCAGUUGCCACCAGGAAUUUACCCUGCAUAUCAGCACCAAGUCCAGUGUUAUCCAUAUCAUACUUCCCAACAGCAAAUCCAGUCUCCCUACCACCAGUAUCAACCUUCCCAUUAUUAUCCUUAUCCUCACCCUCAAGGACAAGGUUACCCUACAGAAGAUUGGCCCCAGACCCUGUCACCCACGGGCCAUCAUCUCCAGCAACCCAGCCAUUUGUCAGUGCAUAAUGGGAAAACAGCAGGACCUGCUGUCCCUUUGCAGGGAUCGGAGGGAUCACCUGACACAGUUACUAUGCAGGAAGGAAUGAAUGGAAGCUCUAAAGAAAACAAAAAUGCAAUUCAAGGGACCAGCGACUUAUCACACUCAGUAAAAGAUGAGAAGGCAGAUAAAGAACAGGAAAGGGCCGAAAGUCCAAAGGAAAUCCUGGAUUUAGACAGCCAUAAUGCCGCUGCUAAGAGACAGAGCACACAGCCUGUAAGUGGACUGAUAUACAGGAGGCCAGGACUACAUCCAGCAAUCCAGGGUCCCCAUGGCAUGCUUUCACAUUCAGCUGUCUAUCCAGCGCAGUCUCCAGGUCUCUUUAACACGAACCCUCAUGCAACUCAGCGACUUCCUCACACCAUGCUGGGGCCUACACGUCAUCAUAUUCCUCCUCCUCAGAUAAACGGCCAGCCACAGACACAAAUGCCUUUAUACAGUCGGCCUGAUGAAAGAAUGGGUCAGUUUCAUAAUCUGAUGAUGCAGCAACAGGGAAUUAAGCCUCAAGAAGAUCCUUACAGUAUAAGAGGAAUGCCUGGGCAGGAGCAUGCGUAUCAGAAAUCAGUGUCAGGAACAGAAAUGGGAAAGGAAGUUGAACAGAAAAUGCCUAUUUCAUUUGCUGAUCAGAAAUGAACAAGAUGGAUGAUCACAAAUGGAGCCAAGAUCUAAGAGGACAUUGUUGUGACAGCAUUUCAGUGUUCUAGUUCGAUGGGUAGAUGCAAUUUUUCAUUUUUUAAUAGGUAUUAUGAGAAACUCAGGUGUAAAAAAAAGAAUUGUACUUUAAAUUGUAGCAUUUCUAUCUGUGUAGCGAUUUGGUUAAAACUGGUUUACAAGAAUAAAUGAUGCCUUUUUCUCUAGUCUGUUGAAUGUAUUCAUAAACAGGUAGCAGCCAGGUGAGCAAUAUCUUCUGGAUGAGGCACUGCAUUGAGAUACCCAAGCAUCCUUUUAACAAAUUGAGACUAAUUUUGGAAGUUUUCUGUGGCAGUUAACCCUGUUACCAUACAUUCAGCCACAGUAUUUUGUGAUGCAGUAGUUUAGUUGCAGGGAAGCCAGCUUUCAUUUCAGUUCUGUAUAUUUUUCCCUGCUUUAUUCUAUAAUGUUACAGUUGACACACUAAAUUGUUGACAUGAGAACCAUUCUGCACUGAUGCACAGAAUGUUUGUUGUUCUACAUUUCUUUGUUUAAAGUUGUCUUUGCUGUUUUUGUAACAUUUUGAUGUGUUCUCUGCUGCUGAAAUUGUAAUAUUUAAUCUCCAGUCUCAGGUUUGUUUGCAGUGACUAUACCAGAUGUGAUAAAUCUUAGUAGGAGACCCGAGACAACACAAAAAUAAACUUUAUUUUAUUUAAAAUAUUUGAUACAGGUUCACCAGCAAAACUCUUUAGUUCCUGUAUGUAUAAAUCAACUGGGAUUAAAGAUGUGGUUUAGGCUAUAGGUCAUUUACUGCUGUUGGAUGCAAUCAGCAGCUCAAAGGUAAUUACAGCCUUGAAAACACAUCUAUCACAGGUUAUGUGUGUAAAAUUUUGUUUUUAAUAAACCUUGUUGAUAUGGGUAUUAGUCAGUUAAUUCAGAUUUUUCUCCCAUUAUUCCAUUUGUUUGGCUCUCACAUGUCAGAUUUGUCAAUUGCAAAGAAAAGGUGAUUGGUUAUAUUAUUUAUUACUACUGUCUUUUCAACUGCCCUCCUGUGCGCUCCUUAAUCAGUACAACUAGCGACCCACUGAACCUCGGUAAAAUGCCAUUUGUAUGUAGUCAUUAGAGAUUACCUACAAGGCAACUGGUUGUGAGCUAGUUUCCACAAAGUGGGAUGUGACGUGCAUAAAAAAGGACUUGCACAGUCAGGAAAUGCAAGUGUAUCAUCAGUACAUUGAUUAUGCCAUCCCCCCCGUCUUGAAGAGUAUGCAAUAUGUCAUCGUAGAGGGGAAGAAUUUGAAUAUUCUGGGCUGGAACAUAGCAAAGUCAGCCUAUGAAACUCUUGGAGGGCAGAUUCGGACCAGGUUAUCAGACUUCUCUUGGCAUCCAUGAUGCUCGUGCUCGGUUUUGAAAAUUGCCAUUUUUUUCAGGUACCAAGAAUCACCACCAGUAGAUAAGUACAAAAUAAUGGAAUUUAUUUUUAAUUUUGGUAAUCUUCUAUUUUUUUUUGUGAUGUCCCAAAGUGCUUUGCAGCCAAUGAUGUUUUUUUUAAAAUGUAGUCACUGUUGUUUUGUAGGCAAACAUGGCAGUGAAUUUGCACACGGCAAGGCCUACACCCAGCAACAAGGUAAAUGACCUGUUGUAGUGAUGAUGGUUGAGGGAGAAAUGUUGGCCAGGGCACCAAAAGAUCCUGUUCCCCUUUAAGGACAGAGGAUCACUUGCAUUUGGUGUCUGUUUAUUGAAAAGCUGGGACCUCCAACACUGCAGCACUACUCAGUGCUUCAGUAAGUAGCAUCAGUCCAGAUCACUUCCUCUGGUCUUAUGGUGGGGCUUGAACCCACAAUCUUCUAACUUCAUUACAAAGCAACCACUGAGCCAAGUUGACACUAAUAUAGGCACCUUCUGGAGACCAGCAUAGAAAUUGAUAACUAUGAACGUGCAUUGGACCCUGUUUCUAGAUUUGUCUCUCUUUGUGGUUAGUCAAGUUGCUUCCAGAAACCGUGGAAAAUCUAUGCAGCAAUAACCACAUCAGUUUCUUUUACCCGAAGUCUAACAUUAUAUAAAUGUUUAUUUUUCUUGUCUGGAGGCAGCUAUGAUAACACCCAGUUGAAACACUCCCAACAAUUGUUGAUCUUUGAUCAGACAAUUUUUUUUAGCCAUUUUUAAUUGUACAAGAGACAAAGACAUACCUCAGACUGUCAGUCCUGCAGUCUUCCAUCAAGCCUGCACUAGCUACAGCCAGUAUUUUACUCUUGUCCAAGGCACUAGAUGCUGGGAAACAUGAAACCUAUUUAUUUGUACUUUAUAUUUUGUAUAUGUUGAAAUUUUUUAAUGAAAUGCAAUGUCAAGUCACUUUGGUUACAGUUGUGACACAUACCUCAGUUCUUCUGUACUAGGGCCCUUAUUAUGUAAGAAAACAUUUUUAUUGUUGCUUGACAGACAUAGAUUAUUUUCCAUAUGAAUUUGCUAUUUUCUAUAUUGUACAUACUUAGAAUAAAUG